CCCCCAGAAGGCUCUAUAUAUUAGGGUUCUCUGCAGCCCUUUUUCCGGCCGCUUGUUAUUUUGUACUUGCUUUAAUUAUAUAUCAACAGAUCGAUCUUAGAAGCUAGCUGCAGCAGCCAUGAGCAGAGGUGGGAGCUAUGGCGGAGGGCAAAGUUCGUUGGGCUACCUCUUUGGCUCCGAUGAGAAACCGAACGCUGCUCCUCCCCCAAGGACAGUCAACCCUCCUCCAUACGGUAUCGAUACUGUCACAGAUCAGAAGCCUCCUGAUGGUCGUUCUCCUACAGAGAAAGAAAAAGUUUCAAACAACUACCACCGAGCUCAAGGCCAAAAUUCAGGAAACUUCAUAACUGAUCGUCCAUCAACAAAAGUCAAAUCCGUACCAGGUGGAGAUUCAUCUCUCGGUUACUUGUUUGGAGAUAAGUAAUUUAAUUUUCUUUCUCCAAAACUAUUAUGUGGGUUUUUAAUAAUAUGUAAAAUAAGGGAUUCAGUUCUUCCCAUAACGGUUGGAUUUGCAAAGGUUCUUCAAAUUUAUGUAUGGUGUUUGAUUUCAUAUA
Messenger RNA from Alnus glutinosa, 554 nucleotides. RefSeq names its product protein SPIRAL1-like 5. Gene Ontology annotation, cellular component: cortical microtubule, transverse to long axis. Bases 119 to 424 code for a protein of 101 amino acids. The record is from RefSeq and is a predicted model, not a curated record. Gene Ontology annotation, biological process: cortical microtubule organization. NCBI's taxonomy places the organism in Eukaryota, Viridiplantae, Streptophyta, Magnoliopsida, Fagales, Betulaceae. The transcript is spliced from 2 exons.